AUGACAAUGGACUGGACUGCAAACCCAUGCACGGGGCGGAAACGACCCCCAGGCGACGACAACGACCUCCAGGCUGAACAGCCGCUCUCCAAGAAGCUCGCGAUGCUCAGCAUCCACUUUGAGAAGAAGCAUCACAGCAACCUGGCUCGAGCGCAGUUACACAAGACUGUCCCCGUCACUACUAUUACCCGCGCGCACCAUGAUGACGAUAGUAUGGAAGUCGAUAAUGACAAUUCAAACGUGGUGUUUGUGCAUAACCUUGAUGACGAGCUCUCGAGCGACGAGGACGAAGAUGCGAAGGGAAUCGUGUUCCUGCCGGAUAUCGAGAAGAAGCUCACAAGGGUACCAUAUGAUAUUGCACGGGGAAGUAGCGGCGGCGGCGAGAUGCGGCAACCGCAAAAGGCCGGGACGAGUACGGCAUUGGUGCUCUAUACGGUGCCGACAUCGCUUACGGUGUCGGCGGAGCAGGACGACGUGAAAAGGGCCAUCAUUGAAGCCCGGGAAAGAAUACGGAAGAAGCAGGCGGAAGAAGCAAGAGCAAACGUGAAUAUAAAUAGUGAGGUGAUAGAUGGUGGGGUAUUUGAGAGUGAGAGGGACCCUGAUGCUAUGGAUAUUGAGUAG
This is a messenger RNA of Morchella sextelata, 621 nucleotides long. RefSeq lists its product as uncharacterized. NCBI's taxonomy places the organism in Eukaryota, Fungi, Ascomycota, Pezizomycetes, Pezizales, Morchellaceae. The transcript has 2 exons. The coding region runs from base 1 to 621 and encodes 206 amino acids. The record is from RefSeq and is a predicted model, not a curated record.